Molecule: messenger RNA, 757 nt
Organism: Lolium perenne
Lineage: Eukaryota; Viridiplantae; Streptophyta; Magnoliopsida; Poales; Poaceae
Source: RefSeq, a predicted model, not a curated record
CUUCUCCAUCUCCCCCAAUAUUCCCAUAAAAAAGUUUAUCCCUCCGCGGCAAGAUCCAAAAUCACAUAAAGAAAAAGGGACAAGAGAGCGGAGACCUGAGGAGGAGGCGCCAUGAACAAUAGCCACGUCGAGGAGGAGGUCGGGAAGCUCAAAGAGGAGAUCCAGAGGCUCGGCCAGCAGCAGCCCGACGGCUCCUACAAGGUAAAGUUCGGUGUCCUCUUCAAUGAUGACCGAUGCGCGAACAUAUUUGAAGCAUUAGUUGGCACCUUGCGGGCCGCCAAGAAGAGGAAAUUUGUCACCUACGAAGGUGAACUGCUUCUGCAGGGUGUUCAUGACAAUGUGGAGAUAACCCUCUUCCCUCCUCCUGCUGUAGCUGCUGUUUGAAGAUUGCAGCACCGGAAAGUAUCAUGUCAUUGUGCCGGCGUGUUUAUAAUUUGUUGAGCUUAAAUUCCCAUGAACUAUCUUGUCUUCCCAGAAGAGUACUAUUGUGUGAUGUAUAAACUCCUGACCUAUGCAGUUGCUUUGUUAUGCUGCCUGUAUCUUUGUGUUGGAAACUUAGUGCUUAUAUGUAUGUCGGAAAAGACACAGUUAGGAGUACCAGCUUGGAAGUAAUGGCCAUGAGCUAUUGAGAGCGUACCAAACACUUGCUUUUUUUUUUGCGGGGGCAAAUACUUCCUUGUUUGACAAUGAAAUCUAUUGUACUUUCUUUCCUUUCUUCUCACCAUAUUAUAUAAGUGUGAAAUUGGUGUUUGGGCAA